Paramecium pentaurelia is the source of this 1076-nucleotide messenger RNA. NCBI's taxonomy places the organism in Eukaryota, Ciliophora, Oligohymenophorea, Peniculida, Parameciidae. The record is from the annotation of a GenBank genome assembly.
AUGCCAAACAUUAUCAAAAAAAAAUCUAAUAAAUUAUUUCUAACUUUUUAGAAAAGAAAAAAGUUGCCAUUUGAUUAUAAUCUUAUUCAGAAAAUAGAUGAUAGUAAAAAUAAUUAAAAGUUAGAACAUACUAUUAAUGAAUCAGUUGAAUAGAAAUAGAAUAUGGAAAUUAAUAAUCAAGAAAUCUAAAUAAACAAUAAUGAAAUCCCUUAGUAAAAUAAUUAAGAUGAAUAGUAAGAAGAACCUUAUAAAUUAAUAAAUAAAUUUGAGUCAAAUUAAGUAAGAUUACAAAAGACAAUUAAUAUAAUUAAAGAGUUACAGAACAGAUCAUCAAAUAAAAGAAUUAUGGAGGAAAGUUAAAAAUAUUAUCUAAGAGAAAUAGGAGACUUCAAUACUUUAUGUAAACAUUAUUCAAUUAAAAAAAUAAAUAAUAAAUAAAAUUUAAAGUAACAUUGCAAUAAAAUAUAGUUUGUAAGAGGAGAUGGAAAUUGUUUUUAUACAGCAUUUAUUUAUCAAUUUUUUAUUCAUUUACUAUUUACUUACAAUCUUAAUUAAUAUGAUCAAUUCAUUUAAUUUGUUUUAGAUAAAAAGAUUUAAUUCAAAAUCAAUUAUGAAGAUUUCUAAAUUGAUGAUUAAGAAUUAUUAGAAGAAUUUCUUUAUUAACUUUAGUAACUUCGUCUAAUUGAAAACGAAGAAGAUAGAAAAUAAUAACUUUUAUCAUAAUUUAUUUAAUAUUUUAUCUCAGAAGAUGGAAAAGGUUGUUUUUACAAUCUUUCUUCAAUUUUCUUAAGAAAUUUAUGUGAUACUAUCUUAGAAUUGAGUGAAAUGAAAGAUUAGUGUCUAGAUAGAGAAAACUUGUUAAUUUGGGAAGCUGAAUGCAAUUACAAUGAAAUUAUCGUUUAAAUACUUGCAUAAUAAUUGAAAAUGUAAAUAUAUCAUUUUAUGAUUUUAGUCAUAUAAAAUUGAUAUUUUUUUAGAAUGGAGAAUUUAUCAUUUAAGAGUAUGAAAAAGAUUGUUAAAAUUAAAUUAUUCUGCUUAUAUAGCCAGGACAUUAUAACAUAGGAUAUAAUGAUUGA